AUGCCCUUGCGUGAGCUGCGCCAAGCCAUGGCUCUCACCCAGCAGGAUCUAGCGGACCGCCUGCAGGUGAACCAGCCCGCGGUGGCGAAGCUCGAACAGCGGGCCGAUAUGUAUAUCUCCAGCCUGCGCUCCUAUAUCGAGUCGAUCGGCGGACAAUUGCGCAUCGUCGCGUCGUUCCCCGCCGGUGAUGUGGCCAUCACCAACUUCUCCAGCGUGGAGCAAAGCGAGCCUCCCACAUAA
Messenger RNA from Geodia barretti, 240 nucleotides. The record is from the annotation of a GenBank genome assembly. NCBI's taxonomy places the organism in Eukaryota, Metazoa, Porifera, Demospongiae, Tetractinellida, Geodiidae.